AGUUCCGGGUGAACGGACCCAAAUCGCGCGUGCGCCGUUGUGGCCCAUGCUGUGGCGGCGCGGCGAUGGAACCGGCUGAGCAGCAGAACGAGCUAGUGUCAGCCGAGGGCCGGAACCGGAAGGCGGUGCUGUGCCAGCGUUGCGGCUCUAGGGUGCUGCAGCCAGGGACCGCUCUUUUCUCUCGCCGACAGCUUUUCCUCCCCUCCAUGAGAAAAAAGCCAGCCCUGGCUGAUGGCAGCAAUCCUGAUGGUGAUCUCCUCCAGGAACACUGGCUGGUUAAUGACAUGUUCAUCUUUGAGAAUGUGGGCUUCACCAAGGACGUGGGCAACAUCAAGUUUCUGGUCUGUGCGGACUGUGAGAUUGGACCCAUUGGCUGGCAUUGUCUGGAUGACAAGAACAGUUUCUAUGUGGCCUUGGAACGAGUUUCCCACGAGUAACUGAGGGGACUCAGCGCCACCCUAUAAAGCUGUGCUGGCCAUCUUCUCCAUCUCAGAGGACAUCCUGCCUCCUCCGAGCCUCAGUGCGUGCCUCCUCCCACUUAGUCCUCCGUGUGUCACAGCUGUCCUCACCCCCACCUCCCCAAUUCGGAACAUGGAAAAACAUGGAAGUCCUCUACAAGGUGGUCUGGUCCGUGGCACUCUGCCGGGCCGCCUUCCACAGCUCCCUUCCUGCUCAGCAAGAGCAGCAGUCAACUUUUCAGCCACGAUGACAGGGAAAGAUGCUCACUUGCUAAUAGUUGAAACUCCACCUUUUCUCCUUCAAGAAGCCAGGUGUACUAGGUCCUUCCUCUUGGAAGGUGGAAGCAGGAAGUUCAGGAGUUCAAGGCCAGCCUCAACCACAAAGUGAAUUCUAAGCCAGCCUGGGCUCUGUGAGAUGUCUCAAAAAACAUAAAGCAAGCAAGUAUUUGCAAGUGACUUCGUUGUGUGCGACCUGCUUGUCUACAGCAGUUUGUUCUCUUUAAACAUAAAACAUUUACAAAUGUCAGUAUUUAAGCCACUAGUCAGAAACACAUUACUUCAGACACAUUUUCAGUACUGUGUUCAGACCCUUUGUUUCAGGUUGAUAGUGAUAUUCCUCAGUGAAGACGGGUGUGGGCGGGCGUUCUUCCCACAGAUUUCGUUGGGGUUUCUCUUUGUAUUAGUGCCUCGCUGCUGCAGUUUGCACUGUUAACCCUAGGGAGACAGCCUGACUGUACCAGGCUCUUGGAAUCAGAAUGGAGGAUGGAGGAUAUACAAAGGAUUGCUUAGCUGCAUCACACCUGGGUUUAUUAGGAAAGAUUUCUUUAAUGGGUCAUAGGUAAGGUCAUAGUUCAUAAAUACAGGUUAUAAGGUCCUCAGGAGUUUGGUUCACUUGGACUGUCUAUACCAGCCCAGGAUGCAAACCCUUUCUACCAAGAUUUCCAUUGUUUCAGGGUUGGUAUCACCUUUUCUUAUCCUCCAACUUCUCCUCUGAAGUGACUUAGUAGCUUAAAAGAACUCUGCAGUAACAGUUGAAAUAGUUUGCCAUCAUCCCUUCCUCUGGAGGCCUAGAACUGAAACAUGGACUGAGUACAGAACCUGUUAUUCCUUAGAAUACCAGUUGUGGCAGAUCAAUGACAUUCUCAGUUACAUUUCGAAUUCAUGGUCACCCUGUACUACAUGAGAGCUUGUCUCAAGCAAACAAAAAAUGACAAGUAGGAGUUGGGAAGAUGGAUCAACAGUUAAGAGUGUUUGCUGCUCUUCUGGAGGACCUGAGCUCAAUUCCUAGCACCCACAUCAGGUGGUUCACAGCUGCCUUUAAGGCCAGUUCGAGGGGAUCUGUACUCUGGCCUCUGCAGUUGCCUGCACACGUGUGACGUACAUACAGACAAGCAGGCACACACAUACAAAUAAGCGAAUAAAAAUUUUACAAAUGAAAAAGCAAAAGUUUCAAUCAGGCGGUGGUGGCACACACCCUUAAUCCCAGCACUAGGGAGGCAGAGGCAGGCCUGGUCUACAAAGCAAGUUCUAGGACAGCCUGGGCUGUCACACAUUGAAACUCCCUCUGUCUCUGCUUCCUGACUGUUCUUUCCUCACUGAAGUUUUCUGAGGACUCCCUCUUAAAGUACAGGCUCCGAGCACAGUUUUGCUAGCACCCUGCUCACUUGGGUGGCUUUCUGUCCCACUCAGAGUCUGUGUGGGCUCCACUGGCAAGGGAGAGACCGUGUUUUCCAGACAGAUAAGCAAGCACACCUGAGUGUGGCAUUUGCAGGAAAACAGCUAAGACUACUGACCAGCUCGGGUCAGAAGGAACAAAGCAAGCAGAUGCUCUAGGGACCCAUGGGCCCUUACUUCACAAGUCAAAGACCCAAGCUGAACUCGGCUUUUAACUCCUGUCUACCUUCUAACCACAGAAAUGAUACAUGAUAAUUAUUUAUCAAUGUAAGAAUCAGUAUAAAGUUCUAACUAACUCAAAUCUACUGGGCAGUGGUAAUGUGUAUAUCCUGGCUUCCUAUGUGCAAACAUGUAGUUUUCUAAACCAAUAUGAGUUCAUAUUGUACUCUUUUAUAGCUUGUUUUUCGUUUACCAAAACAGGAACAUCUUCCUUGUCCGUAGACACCCGGCCGUGAACACUGUUGGGCUAUAAUUUCAGUAACCCACUGUUGUGUUGCCUACAGUUGUUCCUAACAGUGACACGACAUGCAAGGGUGUUAGCUGUGUUUUCUUCCUUAUUUCCUCAGCUUGUGUCAUAAGAAGCAAAGUUGCAGGGUGGGCAUGCUGUCAAAGCUCCGCCAGGCAGACAUUCUUCAAGGUCACCUUGUCACCCCACUCCCCCUUCAGCAAUGCGAAAGAACACUUAGUCUUCCCCCCCCUACUAACACUGGGGGGUUUUAUCAUUAAGAAACACUUGCUCUUCCAUUUUUUAAAGUAUCUUACUGUUUUAUUUCUACUUAUUUCUGGUUUAAAAAAAUCUGACCACAUUCUAGUUUUUAUUCAUUUAUUUUGAACUGUACAGACCAAGGUGGCCUGAAAUUCAACUUGUUUCUUUUUCGAGAACUGCCAAAUGUUUUUGACCCAGUGACCAAAAAAAGCUGAAUUACUGUUCUGCCUUUUCGGUUUGAUGUAAAAGAAAUAAAGUCAUUUAAGCAGU
Molecule: messenger RNA, 3108 nt
Organism: Microtus ochrogaster (prairie vole)
Lineage: Eukaryota; Metazoa; Chordata; Mammalia; Rodentia; Cricetidae
Gene: Rabif
Product: RAB interacting factor
Biological process (GO): post-Golgi vesicle-mediated transport; small GTPase-mediated signal transduction
Cellular component (GO): membrane; cytosol
Molecular function (GO): zinc ion binding; guanyl-nucleotide exchange factor activity
Source: RefSeq, a predicted model, not a curated record